This is a messenger RNA of Verticillium dahliae VdLs.17, 2160 nucleotides long. RefSeq lists its product as uncharacterized. Lineage: Eukaryota; Fungi; Ascomycota; Sordariomycetes; Glomerellales; Plectosphaerellaceae. The coding region runs from base 1 to 2160 and encodes 719 amino acids. The transcript is spliced from 3 exons. The record is from RefSeq and is a predicted model, not a curated record.
AUGCUGACUAUCCCCCGCUUCCUGGGAAGCUGCACAUUUGUAGUGACAUCCGAACUGGAGAUGAGGCUCAAAGCCUUCUCGUGGGCUCAUAGAGCCAAAGAUGAUGCCGAGGGUGGCGAUGCAGCAACAUCCAUCAACGGCCGUCGCGUAUCCAAUGCUGGCCCCCGGGUCUUCCCACGAGUGCUGAAUAUGCUUUCACCUUUUCGCAAGUUCAAGCCGCUUACCCAGCAUCGAGGCCGAGAUAGUCACCGCGCCUCCCUGACCAUGUCUGUGAUCCAUGUGUCCAUCGACGCGAAGCCGCCUGCAAGACACGACGGGCAGGAAAGUCGUAAUGGAGCGAAGCGCACAAACACCUCCGCCGCCCAGACAUGUGAGGACCAUACUGCUGCUCCUGGAAACUGCCCUCGUACCCAUAGAGCGAGCGAAGCAUCUGCUGCCUUCACAAACCUUGAAGCCGUUCACCCUGACGAAUCACACCGAGCGGACGACGGCCAGAUACAGGCCCGUAGCCGCAAGGCUUCGGACGAGGACACCCUCAAGCUUCACGAUCGAGUCUUCUCACCCGGCCAGAGCCGCUCUUCUUCAUGGGAAACUUGGGUUGAUAACGUUGUGCAUCGAGAGACGGACAGCGAGAACCAUGCGUCGCACCAUCGUGCCCGCUCCGUCUCAGUCAACUCCACCGGAACCAUCAUUCGGUACGGCAACAGCAGUCUCAAGGCUGACGUUCACUGCUCCGAGUCCACUGGUGCCACCCUGAACUCCCCUCGCUCUCUCGAGAAUGUUUGUAUCAAUCCCCCUUCCCAGAAUGGGACGCAUGGUCGGGUCUCAAGCAUGGAACAGCUGAUGCAGAGCCAGCUCCUCGAAUCUUGCCAUGAGGGGGCUGGCAGCACGACAUAUGAGUUUGACCUCGUCGGUGAGAUUGAUGUUCGCAACUGCCACGAGGCGGUCCUCGACGUCGAUGAGUAUCGCAGUCAGGCCAUCUUUCAGAAGAUUCAUGCCGAUAUGGCUGAUGGAGUGACUCCGCGCGUUCAGACGAGCAAUGACGACGAGCGCGGCGAGGGUGAAGAGUCAUUCGACACGGUUUCUGCAGACUGUGACCUCGAGGUUGCCAUCAAAAAGUCGGUCUCUGCCUACCUUGAGUCUCCCGAGGCAAAUCUGGCGAGUCAAGUCGAGUUCAUGAACAAUGAGGAUGAACUCAACUAUGAAGAAGGAAGAUACCAACACCUGAAGAGCACCAUGGGCUCAUAUAUCACAGAUGAGGACCACAGCCCGUCUGAAUACUCAAGCCAGGGAGAACCCCAAGGACCCGAUACAUCGGGAGACACGAUUGGAGAUACAUUCCAAGUGGGAGACUGCGGCAGUUCUCACCAAGGUCAUUUCUACCAGACUGAUCUGUCACCCAUCCCCGAGUUCCCAACCCCAUCACCAAGUCCUGCUCAUCCCCGUUGCCAAGGCCCAGUCAGAGCACCGCCGCGCAGCGCCUUGAACAAGGAAACUUUCCACGACUGGACCGUAGACACCAAAGACCUGCACCUCGUCCCUUCUUCGCUCAAGAGCCCUCUCUUGCGCCCGCCACCGAUCCCUCCCCGCGGAUCCUCUCGCACACUGCCAACCCCUGGUCAAUCAAGCCACUUGUCUGGACGCCUACACCAGUUCCACACGUCUCCCAGCACCGAUCAACCGUCCACUCCAGAGCAGGAGCGUUCUUACUUUGACUUUGACGACUCGCCAUGCUCCGACGGCCGUGUCUGCGCAGCGUCGUCCGGAGCGCGCACCCUCAUCAGGGGCUUGAAGACGUUCUUUCAACAGGACACAGAGCCCACGCGCCAACCGGCUGCGGCCCCGACCCUUCGACGUACUUUUCGCCGUUUCUUCUCCAAGCGUGAGCCCGACGACGCAGGAACCAGCACCUGCCCGGCCCUGAACGAGGCCGUGGCUCAUGUUCGCUCUGCGGCCGAUACCGAGUAUACCGACUACGGCACCCACUACCCCGUGCUCACCACCACAUGUUCGGCCGGAGCAUCUCAGGAUCGGCAGCUCGCAUCUUUCCCCAGCUUGGCAUGCCGCGACUCUUGGGCCUCUACGGUUCAUUGUGCAAACCACCCACCCGGGACGACCUCGCGCGUCUUCGAAGAGAAGAUACCUGCGGGCUGGUUCUGA